Messenger RNA from Anolis carolinensis (green anole), 1785 nucleotides. RefSeq names its product gastrula zinc finger protein XlCGF7.1-like. Gene Ontology annotation, biological process: regulation of DNA-templated transcription. Gene Ontology annotation, molecular function: RNA polymerase II cis-regulatory region sequence-specific DNA binding; DNA-binding transcription factor activity, RNA polymerase II-specific. The record is from RefSeq and is a predicted model, not a curated record. The transcript has 2 exons. The coding region runs from base 1 to 861 and encodes 286 amino acids. NCBI's taxonomy places the organism in Eukaryota, Metazoa, Chordata, Lepidosauria, Squamata, Anolidae.
AUGGCUACCAUCCGCCUUGCUCAUGUUCCUCAAGCAGAAAAUUGCUUCACUCGGAGUUCAGGCCUACGUUCACAUCAAAGGACUCACACUGGGGAGAAACCCUAUAACUGCCUGGAGUGUGGACAGAGCUUUACUCAGAAGGGACACUUACAUUCACAUCAAAGGACUCACACUGGGGAGAAACCCUAUACAUGCCGGGAGUGUGGACAGAGCUUCAGUGAUUGUUCAGGUCUACGUUCACAUCAAAGGACUCACACUGGGGAGAAACCCUAUAACUGCCUGGAGUGUGGACAGAGCUUUACUCAGAAGGGACACUUACAUUCACAUCAAAGGACUCACACUGGGGAGAAACCCUAUACAUGCCGGGAGUGUGGACAGAGCUUCAGUGAUUGUUCAGGUCUACGUUCACAUCAAAGGACUCACACUGGGGAAAAGCCCUAUACAUGCCUGGAGUGUGGACGGAGCUUUACUCAGAAGGGACACUUACAUUCACAUCAAAGGACUCACACUGGGGAGAAACCCUAUACAUGCCUGGAGUGUGGACAGAGCUUCACUCAUAGUUCAGGCCUACAUUCACAUCAAAGGACUCACACUGGGGAGAAACCCUAUGCAUGCCUGGAGUGUGGACAGAGCUUCACUCAUAGUUCAGGCCUACGUUCACAUCAAAGGACUCACACUGGGGAGAAACCCUAUAACUGCCUGGAGUGUGGACAGAACUUUACUCGGAAGGGAAGCUUACAUAUACAUCAAAGGACUCACACUGGGGAGAAACCCUAUAAAUGCCUGGAGUGUGGACAGAGCUUCACUCAUAGUUCAGGCCUACGUUCACAUCAAUGGACUCACACCGGGGAGAAGCCCUAAAAAUGCCUGGAGUGUGGACAGAGCUUCACUCGUAUUUCAGACCUACGUUCACAUCAACAUACUCACACUGGGGAGAAACCCUAUAAAUGCCUGGAGUGUGGACAGACCUUCGCUCAGAUUGGAACUCUACGUUCACAUCAAAGGACUCACACUGGGGAGAAACCAUAGAAAUGCAUGGAGUGUGGAUAGAGCUUUUCACGGAAUAAGGUUAUACAUAGACAUCAUAGAAUUCAACCUGGAGAGAAUGAUGUUAAUUGACACAAGAGUGUCAUUCUAACAUGUACAAAAGCAACUCUUGCAAAUUUUGGAAAUGCAAGCUCAAAGUUGGGACAUUUCAUCACAUGUGGUGUAUUGUAGAAAGAUUGAACUAAAAAUGUUCCAUUCUGGAAGUAAACAAGGUUAAAUGAAACUAGAGUUUUAUAUGCUGAGAAUGUUGGAUGAUCAAUUAGAAUGAAAGCAUGGGUAGUUACUGCGAGAUACUCAAGUAAGAAUUGACUGUACACAGGGAUAGAAGGAAUGUUUUAUUCCAAAGCAAAAACACUGGCUUAUGAAGACCUGCAAAUUGGCCACAACGAACAAACUGACAACAACAACGUGGGCAAAUGUCAGUUGUAAUAGGUAUUAAUUGGAAGAGUGUUAUAACAAAUAGAAGUGUUAUAUGAUAUUAUCUAAAGUGAGUAGAAUAAUGAAAGAUAAAAAUUAACAGAUAGAAUGAGGCUUUUAGGCACGUAUCCCUGUCUGUUUGUUAGUUCAGUUGUGUGUCUAUGUAGGUCACUGUUCUGCUAGUGUGUUUGUUUCUGAUUCCACCAAAACAACAGGAACCCUUUUGUUUCUUAACACUAUUAUUAUUAUUAUUAUUAUUAUUAUUAUUAUUAUUAUUCUGUUAAUAUGUUUAUAUUAUUAAAUUCUAUUAUUAUAGGAUUA